Menidia menidia (Atlantic silverside) is the source of this 2166-nucleotide messenger RNA. The record is from the annotation of a GenBank genome assembly. NCBI's taxonomy places the organism in Eukaryota, Metazoa, Chordata, Actinopteri, Atheriniformes, Atherinopsidae.
GAAAUUUUAUUUGGCAUCGUACGUCUCUAGCGUAUCAGUGUUUUAGUAUUAUGAUUAGUAAAGUACAUCGUUGAGUUUGUUUUUGUUCUACGACUAUCAAGCACGUUAAAAGACACAAACGGGCGCUGUUAUGCAUAAUUUCGUUUGCGGCUAUAGCCUCUAACUGGCUUUACUUCAGCUCCUUUGAGCCAACCGUCAAAGUUACCAUAGAUACUGAGCAGCUUUAGCAGGACAAAUGUAACCCGUAACGGUCUGUUUCAAGGAGGAUUAAUAUAAUUAACUUAAGCACAAACGAAGCGGUUAAAGAAUGGAAUUUUAAAGAAAGAGGGAGUUAUGUUAACAUUAGCUCUUCCACGGGAAGCUAGCUAACAUUAUCAGUGGUAUCAAACCAACAUAAACGUUUGAGGAACUCCACUUUAUUGUUCUCAGGUUUUUGUUAGAAAUUACAGAGGGCUCGAAGAAAAAUGGCUGACGAUGUCGGCAGCAUCCCUGAAAUGGAUCAGAAGAAAUACGAUGCAGAUGCACAAGUGAAGAUAAUUUGUUUGGGAGACAGUGCAGUUGGUAAAUCUAAGCUGAUGGAGAGGUUUCUAUUGGAUGAAUAUCGUCCUCAACAGUUGUCAACCUAUGCGCUGACUCUCUACAAACACACCGCAACUGUAGGAAACAAGACAAUAGCUGUAGAUUUCUGGGACACUGCUGGUCAGGAGAGAUUUCAGAGCAUGCAUCCUUCAUACUACCACAAAGCACAUGCAUGUAUAAUGGUUUUUGAUGUACAAAGGAAGAUCACCUAUAAGAAUUUAACAAACUGGUAUAAGGAGCUUAGAGAGUACCGACCAGAGAUACCCUGUUGUGUAGUCGCCAACAAAAUUGAUGCUGAUUUGAAAGUGACACAGAGAAGCUUCAAUUUUGGGAAGAAACAAGGACUCCCGUUUUACUUUGUCUCUGCAGCCGAUGGGACCAACGUGGUGAAGAUGUUCAGAGAAAUGAUCAAAAGAGCCGUGGACUACAAGCAAAACCCCAGUGACUUCAUGGAUGAAGUGCUGCAGGAAUUAGAGAACUUUGAACUGGAGAAGAAAGAAGAUAACUCAGAGGCAGAUGAGGAUGGAUUACAAGCAGAAAGUCCAGAGUUAGUUUAACAGCUUUUUUCUCCCUGGUGAACCAAAUCCUCAAAUUAUGUAAUGGUUCAUCUAUCUUGCUUUAAGUUUGCAUCAGAAUGUUCUGUUUUUUUGUCACUGUUACCACCAUAAGUACAUGUAGUAUACAUGUAGUAUACAUGUACUUAUGACGUUUCUGCUUUUUUAAAUUAUGGGAUGAUAACUCUAGCUGUUUUGGCAUGAUUCUGGUCACUGCCUUCUUUUUGUGUAGUAAGAAAAGCUGGAAAAUUGAGCUUGUUUAAAUGGGGUUUGUAUCGUGUAUCAGGUUCCCUCCUUUUAAGCCUCAUCAUUCAUACUUUGAACUAAGUAUCUGUUAUGGAAUAUUUACUGAAGUGUGGAGAAAAAGUUACUUUCAUGAACCAACAAUGUGAAGCAAUGACAACUGGCACCGUGAAGAGAAUGUGCAAUUCUGAACUGUAUUUGCUGCUGUUCUCAGUGUUUUGUGUGUGAUGUUGUGUGCAGUGCCAGCAGGCGGCUGUGUCCGUUGGCUGCUUUUGGUGUAUUCAUUUCAUGAUGUGCAUUCAGUUUUUUUAGCACCCUGUAAAUGUAAGCUUAAUGUACCAUAUAACCGAACUGUCAGCCCGACUCUUCUCAUCUUGCUCUGAUCCUGCAUAGUAAACUGAACAUCAGCAUUUCAUAAGGAAGAGCUGCCGGUCUUGUUUAAGGAGAAACGCAGUGACCCAUAGUGGUUUGGUCACCACUUGGGUGGAAGUUAUUUAAACUGAGCUGCUUAGAAUCAAUUUUUUUUGAACGGCACUAGGUUUCGGACCACAUGUUUCCUUAAAAUUCAUCCAUCAAUUCUUUAUUAUAACAGCUUAUUCCCUAAUGGGGUCGCUGGGGGACAGGAGCCUAUCCCAGUGGUCAGUGGGUGAGAGGCUGGGUGCAGCCUGGACGGUCCACCAGUCCAUUGCAUGGCCACACAGAGACACACAAGGACGAACAACCACGCACACUCACUCUUAAGGGCAAUUUGGAAUGUCCAAUCAACCUAACAUGCAGGUUUCUGGAUGGU